Panicum virgatum (switchgrass) is the source of this 3384-nucleotide messenger RNA. RefSeq lists its product as uncharacterized. NCBI's taxonomy places the organism in Eukaryota, Viridiplantae, Streptophyta, Magnoliopsida, Poales, Poaceae. The record is from RefSeq and is a predicted model, not a curated record. The coding region runs from base 240 to 3251 and encodes 1003 amino acids. The transcript is spliced from 2 exons.
AACUACGCAGGCAGCCAACUCAGGCUGCGCUACCUCACAACUAUCUUGUUAUUAUUAGCACCCCACCAUCGACUUUGCAUUCCUUCGAAUUUUGGAAGCUUCCCCAAAACUAUCUUGGAUCAUCAUGCUGAUGAUGGCAGCUCAACUCAUCAUAUUUUGCCUUGCUGACGAACAGCCCCUCAUAUAUCUGAGCAGAUAGAGCUUCAGACCAUGUCCUACUCGAGGUCGAGGCGCCAACAAUGUUUCCUGCCUCCAUGCCGGAAACGGAGCUUCUUCCUACUACCACCAAACAAACACAGAUCAGUUUCGCCAAGGUUACACAGGAACUCACCCAAAGCAAGAACACCGAUCAGCGUGCACACAACAAGAGCCAGAAUGAUACCAAUCAGCAGCAAGAAAAAGAAACCAAGAAGGGCAAGAAUGAGGAUCCCACGACGCCGACGAUUGAUGACCCCAUGAAGGAGCUCCGCAAGUACAUCCUGCUGCUGGCCACGCUGGUGGCGACGGUGACGUACGCCGCCGCGUUCAGCCCGCCGGGGGACGUCUGGCAGGACACGUCCGCCGGCCACCUCGCCGGCGAGCCCAUCAUCCGGGACACCCACCGCCACUGGUACCUGGUCUUCUUCUACUCCAACGCCACCGCGUUCGCCGCGUCGCUUGUGGUCAUCGUCAUCAUCCUCAUCCUUGCCUCCCUCGACGACAAGGACGCCUCCACCUCCCAACUCGUCAGCAAGUACCAGAAGCACGACGGCCGCUGGCGCUGGGUCGCCGUCCGGCCGCUGCAGGUGGCCAUGGUGCUGGACCUGCUCAGCCUCAUGGCAGCCUACGCUGCCGGCACCUGCCGGGACACCUUCACCACCAUCUACUCCUCGCUGCUGGUGGUCGGCGUCGUCGCCUACCUCCUCUAUCAGGUGGGGGUGGCCUGCUUCACCGACUCCGGCGGCUCCGGCUCCGGUAGUGUUCCCGUACGCGAACAAGUCGAUAGGCGCCCCCCUGAGCCUGAGGUGAUGAUUGGUUCCCUGCCGGGCAACAACUCCGACUCCGGCUCCGGUAGACGCGAAGAGCAGCCUGCUGGCUGGUGGCAACUCCGACACCGGCUCAACGAGGCGGUGAUUGCUUCGCGGUCUGACAAGGAAGCGAUCCGCAAGCGCAAGGUCCUGAUGCUUCUCGCGACGUUCGCGGUGAGCGUCACGUACGCGGGCGGGCUGGGCACGCCGGGGGGCUUCUGGGGCGGCGGCGAGGACGGCCACCGCCCCGGCGACGCCAUUCUCAAGGAUCUUCACCACGCGCGCCUGGCCACGUUCUUCGCCUUCAACACCAUGUCAUUCGCCGCGUCGCUGCUCAUCAUCGUGGCGCUCCUCAACAGGAAGCUCCGGGAGGCACAUGCCUACGUGUUCAUCGUGGUCGCGCUGGUCAGCCUCAUCGGCGCCUACACCGCCGGCAGCUGCAGGCAGACCGACACCACCGUCUACGUGGUCAGCUUGGUUGGUGCCGUCCUGGUAUACAUCUCGUUCCUCCUGUUGCUUGUUUGGGCUGCUUCCAAGAUAAGCAGGACCAAGACUGGUAAAAAAUUGGUUGAUUGGGCCAACGACGCCAUGUUGAAGCAAAAAUCAGCAGCAAAACCAGCAGUAGUAACAAAUGAUGGUGGGGACAACAGGAAUGGCAGGGCGGAUCAAGCUAAUCCUCAGGAAGAAAAGAUAACGGAGAAGCAGAAAGCAGUGGAACAAGCUCGAUCUCUUGUCCUGCUUCUUGCCACUCUUGCGGCGACAAUUACCUAUCAAGCAGGGCUGAACCCGCCGGGUGGUUUUUGGCAGGACAACAUGAACGGCAACAAGGCCGGUGACCCAAUCCUUAUGACGACGAAUGUCGGGCGCUACAGGGCUUUCUACUACUGCAACUCGGUUUCCUUCGUGGCGUCCUUAGUCGCCACCAUCUUAGCCCAAAAGAAGCUUCUGCUAAAGCACCAUGUCCUCGAGGCAGUGAUGAUACUGGACCUGUUCGGCCUCAUCGGUGCGUACGCCGCCGGAAGCAGCCGGGAUGUGAGCACCUCCAUUUACGCCAUGGCCUUGGCCGGUGCCGUCCUCGUCUAUGUGGUGAUCCAUGUCAUCUUCAUCACGCUGGACGAGAACACGAGCAGAAGAAGCAAGGAAGAGGGUGAUGAGUUGGUGGAGAAGACGCGCAAGCGGUUGCUCCUCUUCGCGAUCUUGGUGGCGACCAUCACCUACCAAGCCGGCCUCACUCCUCCAGGUGGUUUCCUGCUCCAAGACGACCAGUCCGGGCACCACGCUGGCGACCCGAUCCUCCUGUACAACUUUCCGCGCCGCUACAAGGCCUUCUUCUACUGCAACACGGUGAGCUACAUGCUGUCCCUCGCCCUCAUCCUCCUCCUCGUCAACCCCAACCUGUACAGGCCAGCCAUUCGAAGCCACGCGCUAUCCGUCUGCACGGCGGCAGGAUUGUUCGGCCUUUUGGGCGCCUACGCCGCCGGAAGCACACAGCACCUCAAGACAUCCAUCUACACAUUCGUGCUGGUGGCAGUGGUCAUCUUCUUCAUAGGACUGUUGUUCCUGGUGUUUUUCUUCGUGGGCAGCAGCGGCGCACAACCGGCGGCGCCCACCACCGGCGACAACAACACGACACAAGAACAAGCAAUGGAGGCCACCAAGAAAAAGAAAGAGAAGAAUGAAGAACAUGACAUGCAUGCCAAGCGCAAGUACCUCAUGCUGCUAGGAAUCCUUGUGGCAAGCGUCACCUACCAGGCCGGCCUGGCACCGCCAGGCAGAGCUUGGCAGAGCGGCGGUGAUGGGCACGAGGCCGGCAACCCGGUCAUGCAUGACAACAGGAGGCCCCGGUACCUCGCCUUCUUCUACAGCAAUUCCACUUCGUUCAUGGCAUCCAUUGUGGUCAUCCUGCUCCUACUGCUACCGAAGAAUAUAUUGGUAAAGGAUACAGAGCUCAAGAGGUGGCAUUUUGUGAUGAACACAACAAUUGUGCUGGAUCUGCUUGGCCUCCUAGGUGCCUACGCAGCCGGCUCAAACAGAGGGUGGAAGACAUCUGUGUAUGUCUUCGUUCUUGUCAUAGCCGUGGCGGCCUACAUGGCAAUCCAUCUCUUUUUCUCCUGGAUCAGCAAGAGAAACAAACAGCCGAAGCAGAAAGAUAAGGGGAAUGACACAGCAAUACACCAAUGCAGCUCUGUUCUUGUGGAGGUAGAGGAGCCAAUCCAGCCAAACCCAAGCCAGCAGCUCCUCUAGUUCAUUUAUUUGGCAAACCAGCCGUUCGUGACGACAACUGGAGGCACCAGUAUAUCAUUGUCAUUGUAAUCUAGCUAGUCCAGUAUUUAAUUUGUAUGUCUCUCUCUCUAUAUAUAUUUUUUUAAUAUCUUAU